Molecule: messenger RNA, 2181 nt
Organism: Lytechinus variegatus (green sea urchin)
Lineage: Eukaryota; Metazoa; Echinodermata; Echinoidea; Temnopleuroida; Toxopneustidae
Product: trichohyalin-like
Exons: 11
Coding region: 215-2026 (603 amino acids)
Source: RefSeq, a predicted model, not a curated record
CAAUUGCUGAGGGUUCAACAGUCGUGAAAAUGGAAACCACCGACGCUGCAUGACGUAGCAACAACAUGAUAGCGACAUUGUAACUAAUUAUGAUUUUACUUUAGAAACUUUUGCUAAUUCUAGAUUCUGAAAAGUUGUGGAGAGAUACAGCACUUACCCCUCAGGGUCAACCUUGGGACCGAGUUGACCUUGCAUUGCCAUUUGACCUGCAAUCAUGGCGGAGCUCGCUGAAAGGCAGCGGGUGGUAGACGCCAUGUUUGUCCAGUAUGAUAAGGAAUGCAAAGGGGAACUGGAUCCAGUGGAACUUCAACUCUUGCACGAGAGCCUUCGGAUGGGAGGGAUCAGUAUACCGCAGGUGAAGGCAUCCAUGAUGUACUGCUGUGCCUUUGAGGAUUCCUGUGAACCCAGUGAACUCUUCAGUGUCCUGCAGGAGAUGGACAGGAGGUAUUUCCUUCUGCAGGACUUCCGUUGGGAAUUCAACCUCCUGGAUAGAGAACAGAAGGGUUUUAUCACAGAAGACCAAGCAAGAUUUAUGUUUGAAGCAGUGCAUGGAAACCUGUUCUCACGUCGUCGAUGGGAGAAGUUCUUACGCAACAGGCCUGUCAGGGGUAGCGGGAUCAGCUUCGCUGAGAUCGAGGUGGACCUGUGUAACAUCCCUAACCGACAAGAAAUUGCCAUGGAAGAAUAUGAAGAACUACGAGAAAAAGAAGAAAGGAACAAGAAACACGAAGGAAAGAAACAGCAGGAGGAGGAGGCCAGAGAGGCGAGGAGGAAGCUUGAGGAUGAGGAAAGGAGGAGGAAAGCAGAGGAGCAAAGAAAGAAGGAUGAAGAUGAGAGAAGAAGAAAGAAGGAGGAAGAGGAUAGGGUGGAGGAUCAAAGGGCACAGGAGCAAAGACAGCGAGAAGAAGAAGAGAGAGGAAGGAGAGAAGCGGCUGAACGGGAAGCGGAGCGAGAGAAGAAGGAGAUGGAGGAGAAAGAGAAGGAGCGGCAGAGGGAGCUGGAGAUCAUCGAGGUCCAGCAAGCUCUGGAGGCCCAGAGGGAGCUGGAGGCCAAGGCUAUAGCACUCCAGGAGGAAGAGAGAGCCGAGAUGGAGAAGAAUAAAAAUGUGGAGGAUGAAGCCAAGGAAGCUGCAGAAAAGGCUAAAACGGCUGAGGAGGAGGCUAAGAAGGCGGCAGCAGCAGUCAAGGAGGCAAAGGAUGCAGCGAGCAAGAAAGCAGCAGAAGAGGCUGAGAAAGCCGCCAAAGAAAAGGCUAAACGUGAACGUCAUAACAAGAUUCGCAAGGAACUCAAAGUGGCCAUUAAGGAGAAGGACAAAGCCAAGCUACAGAAGUCCGUCAAGGAAUUCAAGGAUGCUAAGCUCGCUGACACAGACGGCGACCUUGCGAAGGCGGAAGCUAUCCUCAAACGCUUCAAGGCAAGGGAUGAUUUGGUGAAAGCCAUGGACAAGCGCAGCCUGGAGGACCUGGAAAAGGCCAUCAACUUUGUCAAGAAGAAUGGCUUCGAGGCCCACAUGCCACAGGAGAUGAUCAAGGCCAACAAGAUGCUGCUGUCGCUCAAGCGGCUCAAGCGCCUCCGGGAUGAGAUCCUCAAUCUCAAACAGAGCACGGUGGCGGAGAUCCGUAGCUACUCCAAGCCUCCGGACCAGGUCCACAAGGUCAUGAUCGGCACCUACCUGUUGCUGGGCAACAAGGAGAAAGAGCUGCUGGUAUGGAAGGGGAUGCAGGCCCUCAUUGGGAAGACUGGUAAAGAGGGCUUGAAGCGACGUGUCAUGGAAUGCGACCCCAAUAAGAUUCCUCUUGCCCCCGCUGAGCGUACCAUUGUCCUCCUCUCGAAGUUUGACCUUGAGCAGGUCAGAGAUGUCAGUGCAGGUGCAGCUGUUUUCUUUGCUUGGGCUACAGCCACGGCCGAGGAUGUGAUCGAGAGGGAAAGACAGAAGGCAGAGGGCAUCACCCCAACGGAACUACAAAAGGGACACAAGACCAUCAAGACGGAGAUGAAAUCUGGAAACAUUACUAUCACAAUUUAGUGAGAGAGAAUGGCAUUGAUACGGAACUGCCAACCAGUUGUUUUCAGUAGUCAGUACUGAAAAAAUGAUAGGAAUAAUGAUGGUUUCAUGCAAACUAUGGAUUUCUAAAUUUUUGAUAGUAUAUUUAUGGUAUUUCUUUAAAAAUACUUUGAAUU